AUGCAUAUUACCGAAUUUCGAAUUAUUUUACCGAUGACAGUUGAAGAAUAUCAAGUUGCACAAUUAUAUGCAACAGCUAAAGUUUCAAAACAAAAUACAGGUGGUGGUGAAGGUGUAGAAGUUCUUACUAAUGAACCAUUUCAAAAAUCUAUGUCAGAAGCAUUUCUUGGCAAAUAUAAUGUUGGACAAUAUACAAGAAAAAUUUAUCAUUUCGCUUCACGUGUGCCAGCUUUUGUUCGUCUAGUAUUUAAAGAUACAAGUUUAUCAAUGCAUGAAGAAGCAUGGAAUGCUUAUCCAUAUUGUAAAACAGUUAUUACAAAUCCAUAUAUGAAAGAUAAUAUGAUUAUUGAUAUUUCAACAUUACAUUUACCUGAUCGAGGGGAAUCCGAAAAUGUUCAUCAAUUGACUAAUGAUGAACUUAAAAAACGUCAUAUUGUUUAUAUUCAUAUUUCGGAUAAAGUUAAUCGUAAUGAUUAUAAACCAGAAGAGGAUCCAGAAAAAUAUCAUUCAACAAAAACUGGCCGUGGUCCACUUUUAUCAAGUGAACAAUGGUAUAAAAAUUGUGAACCACACAUGUGUUGUUACAAAUUAGUACGAGAAAAAUUCAAAUGGUUUGGUAUUCAAACACGAGUAGAAAAUUUAAUUAUGAGUCAAGAAGAACGUUUAUUUCGUAAUUUUCAUCGUCAAUUAUUUUGCUGGACGGAUGAAUGGUAUGGUUUAACAAUGCAAGAUAUUCGAGCACUUGAAGCUGCUACAGUUCACGAACUCGAUAAAGGUCGUAAAGAAGGCGACAAAAAAGGCUUCGCCGCUGAAGAAUAA
Messenger RNA from Rotaria sordida, 819 nucleotides. The record is from the annotation of a GenBank genome assembly. NCBI's taxonomy places the organism in Eukaryota, Metazoa, Rotifera, Eurotatoria, Philodinida, Philodinidae.